Molecule: messenger RNA, 1752 nt
Organism: Prunus dulcis (almond)
Lineage: Eukaryota; Viridiplantae; Streptophyta; Magnoliopsida; Rosales; Rosaceae
Product: probable ubiquitin-like-specific protease 2A
Exons: 6
Coding region: 360-1367 (335 amino acids)
Biological process (GO): proteolysis
Molecular function (GO): cysteine-type peptidase activity
Source: RefSeq, a predicted model, not a curated record
AUCUUUGUCUUAACCCUUGUGCUGUUGCCAAUUUUAUCUCCUUCACUAUUUCUUUUGCUUUCCUGCUAUUUCCUACUCAACAUGCAAAUGAUCAUUGUUUAAAGUUUCAAUAUUUUAUUUUUCUUCUUUGGAAUUUUCAAGAAUGAGGUGAAGUUUUUGUAUUUGAUUAAAGAGGCAAAUGGUAAAUAUGGGAUAGAGAGAAAGAGGAGAGUGGAGAUCACAGAGCUGAGAAAUAGAUAAGGGAAAAUGGACGGAAAUUAGAUUAAAAGUUAAAUCUUUUUUAAGAUGUUAAGAUAACAAUAUCCCACAUUGACAUUUUGGGCUAGUAUACAAGCCCGUCCUUGCAAGCUGGUCUUUUGAUGGAUUUAAGAUUAAAGAUUGAAUCUUUUUGUUUGAAGUUUUGUUGUAUGCUUGUUUUUCUGCUACUUAUUGCGUUCAAUAUUGGUGAACGCUUGAUGGGUUAUGGUGUUUGUACUCCAACAGAGCUUUUCAGAUAUGAGGUGUCAAAACAUCGCUCAUGUUGGAGGCACGUCUUCGCCUAUUUGAUAGUUCAAAAAAAGAAAUUAGCUCUAAAAGAUAUUGAACUGAUAAAGAAGAGAUACCCGUGCCUUUUAGAAUUCCCUUGCCGCUUCCAUCGUGGUGAGAGAUUGAAGAGGAAAGGGAAAAGAGAGGAGAUGAAAGAACUGAGACCACCCAAGGAUGCCAAGAAUGCAGUCUCAAGAAAAAAAGAAAAACUACACUCUCAAGCAUUUGAGUGUAAAGAAAAGCUAGGCACUGAAGCAUUUGAUCGUUACUUUCAGAACUUAUGGAAGAAUUUAUCAGAGGAUAAGAGGACUUCUUUCGCGUACCUUGACUGUAUGUGGUUUAGCUUGUACUUGCAACCAUCCUCCAGAGACAAGGUGCUGACCUGGAUUAAGAAGAAGCAUAUUUUCUCAAAGAAAUAUGUCAUUGUUCCUAUCGUUUGCUGGGGUCACUGGAACCUAUUAAUCUUUUGCCAUUUUGGUGAGAGUGACCAAUCAGAAACCCAUAAACCAUGCAUGUUGUUGCUUGAUUCUCUUGAAAACGCAGAUCCAAGGCGGUAUGAACCAGAUAUAAGAAAAUUUGUACUAGACAUUUAUAAAGCAGAGGGCAGGUCUGAGACCAAAGAUUUUAUCUAUCGAAUUCCUUUCUUGGUUCCUAAGGUGCCACAACAGAGAAAUGAUGUAGAAUGCGGUAACUUUGUUCUCUACUACAUCAAUUUGUUCAUUGAGGGUGCUCCUGAGAAUUUCAGCAUUGAGGGCGGCUACCCAUACUUUAUGAAAAAAAAUUGGUUUACCCCUGAAGGCUUGGAGUGUUUCUGCCAGCAACUAUAUUCCUCUUCAGAGUGAUGUGCAUAUACUUAACAGUGAAAGGAAGUCCAUAGGUUUUUGUUGACUUUAUGUAAAUGUUGUUCUAGAUUGGGUCAGCCGAUCAUAGUGCCUAAGUGAAUGAGAUAGAUCAAGGUAAUGUAGGUGUAAUGUUGGUUUCCUAGGAUGAUUAAGCGCCACAGUCGAAGCGUAUAUUGAGAAACCUUUUGGUUAGUGAGAAAGAAAAGCCUAAAAAAUUAUCGAUGCUGGCUCCUUUACUUGCCUGUAUUUAGCUUAGAGAUUUCAUGUAGCUAAUUGCGACUGCAACUUAGAGCUGUCAGUAAAAUGUUAGUUUACUCUUGAUUUCCCUCAACUUGUUGCUAAUUACAAUUUAGUCUUGAUAAUCUGACAAGAAGAUGUUUUUUUU